Molecule: messenger RNA, 7085 nt
Organism: Cloeon dipterum
Lineage: Eukaryota; Metazoa; Arthropoda; Insecta; Ephemeroptera; Baetidae
Gene: heph
Product: polypyrimidine tract-binding protein 1 heph
Exons: 18
Coding region: 194-2080 (628 amino acids)
Biological process (GO): mRNA processing; regulation of RNA splicing
Cellular component (GO): nucleus
Molecular function (GO): mRNA binding
Source: RefSeq, a predicted model, not a curated record
UCAGUGCGUGGCCGAGUGUGAGUCGCGAUCGAGUGUUGUUUGCUUCCGCGAAGUUGUACUUUUGAGGCCCCCUUCCCGACGCCUCUCAGCAGCUCCCGCCGCCUCCAGUAGGCAUCUGCGGCCUCCGGCCCCCGUGAGAUAGGCCGGUGCAGCCUUUCGUGUGUGAGUCGCGGGCAGCGUCGCCGACACUCUGAUGAAGAGACCCGCCAGCGAGGUGCUGUUCCAACCCCAGCCGCCCAUACAGGUCGACCCGAACGGCGGCCUCCUGCUCGAAUCGUUGCUCGCGCCCGCCCAGGCCAAAACCAUGGGCUCCGUGUCGCCCGCACCCCUCGGCUUCGACCUCUACAGACAGGUAAGGGAUCAGGGCGACCUGUCGGCAACUGAAACUAGGUUUCCAGCCAUGCGCGUUGCUGUAAAGAGAGGAUCAGACGAGCUGCUGUCUCAGAGCGGGGGCGUGAGCAAUGGUGCCGUCAUGAGCCCCCAGCCCAACCACGCCGACAACAACAACGACGCCAAAAAGGCUUGUGUCGAUCUUGAUUCGCAGGUGAAGUUGGACACCAAGAACCAGAAGCCCUCCAAGGUGAUUCACAUAAGAAACAUUCCCAAUGAGGUCACCGAGGCAGAGAUCAUCCACCUUGGCAUUCCGUUCGGCAGGGUUACCAAUGUGCUCGUGCUCAAGGGCAAAAACCAGGCGUUCCUCGAAAUGGCCGAUGAGGUGGCCGCCGCGCAGAUGGUCACCUACUUCACGACGUGCGUCGCCCAGCUGCGGGGCCGCGCCGUCUACGUCCAGUUCUCGACGCACAAAGAACUCAAAACCGACCAGACCCACUCGAACGCGAACGCGUCCGCGCAAGCAGCGUUACAAGCUGCCCAGGCCCUGGCUGCAGGUGCUACAAAUGAAACUCAGGGUGGACCCAACACUGUUCUCAGGGUCAUCAUCGAACACAUGGUGUACCCCGUCACCCUGGAGGUCCUUUACUCGAUUUUCUCUCGCUACGGAAAAGUCUUGAAAAUCGUCACUUUCACCAAAAACAACACGUUCCAAGCACUGAUCCAGUACCCAGACGUGGUGACUGCCCAAGCGGCCAAACUGUCGCUGGAUGGGCAGAACAUCUACAACGGGUGCUGCACGCUGCGCAUCGAGUACUCCAAGCUCAACAGCCUCAACGUCAAGUACAACAAUGACAAGAGCCGGGACUACACCAACCCCAACCUGCCCACGGGCGACCCCUCGCUCGACUCGGCGCUCGCCCUCACAGGGGCGACGGGGGUGCUGGCAACGCCAUUUGCUGCCAUGCACGGACUGAGCGCGCCCAUCACCUCGCCGUACGGCUCGUCGGUUGGAGAUGAGCUGAAGAGGCUAAAAUAUAUUUUGUGUUCGUCAGUGGCGGCCGCGAUGCCCCUGGCGGGCUUCUCGCUCGCCGGCAGCGGCGCCAACAACGCGCUCGGCGCUGGUGCCGGUCUCCGCCUGCCUGGCGUGCAGACCACCGGCUCCGUCUUGCUCAUCAGCAAUCUCAACGAGGAGAUGGUCACCCCUGACGCUCUCUUUACCCUGUUUGGCGUGUACGGCGACGUAAUUCGGGUCAAGAUCCUGUUCAACAAAAAGGACAGCGCUCUCGUUCAGAUGGCUGAAAACCACCAGGCGCACUUGGCCAUGACGCACAUGGACAAGUUGAAUGUGUUCGGCAAGCAAAUUCGGGUAAUGCCGUCGAAGCACCAGUCGGUGCAGCUGCCCAAGGAGGGCCAGCCCGACGCAGGCCUGACCAAGGACUACACCAACUCGUCGCUGCACCGCUUCAAGAAGCCUGGUUCCAAGAACUACCAGAACAUUUACCCGCCCUCUGCCACCCUCCACCUCUCCAACAUUCCGCAACAAAUGACUGAGGAGACGAUCAAGGACGCGUUCACUAACGCAGGAUUCACUGUGAAAGCAUUCAAGUUCUUCCCGAAAGACCGCAAAAUGGCGCUGAUCCAGAUGCAGUCCAUCGAGGACGCUGUCAUGGCCCUCAUUAAAAUGCACAACUACCAGCUGAGUGAGUCGAACCACCUGCGUGUUUCUUUCUCCAAGUCGACAAUUUAAGCAGCAGCACAAUCGUUUGGCAACUGACUGGACUUGUUAAUUAACCUGUGCGCCAAACAUCAAGAAGAGAAGCAAGAGAGAUGAAAAUCAGCAGCAGCAAACACACACUUACACCCGAGCGGACAUUAUUUCAGGAAAAAAGCAACACUGACUGUGCACCUUUCAUACUGAUAUACGAGAUAUUAUAUUUUUGCAUUUGUUCUCGGGCAGUGAACAAACUCUCAAAUAGUGGUGAUGCGAUCGGAAGAAGAAUAAGUUGAUGACGAGCGAGAAAGACGUUGCUUUAUCGUAAAUGCACACAGUUGACACGCGUACACAUAGACACUCGGCAGAGUGCAAUUAAGCAUACACGCAUACACACAAACACACUCAACACGCACCGCACCCGUCAGCAAACACAUUAGUACUUUAAUUAGUUCACUCGAUGUGCUCCUCGAUGUUCAUUCCAGAUUCGUUGUUAGGCACUGCACAAUUUUUUCGCUUCGACUAAACCACUCGGCAACUUAGAACAAAAUCUGCACAACCCACUCCACGUGCUGACCUUGACAAUCAGCCCGCAUAAAAGAGAGAAAUAUAAUGAACACUAAAGAUUGGUUUAGCCCCCCAAAAAUAUGAAAGAUUCGAUAGUGAGAGUAGGUUUCGCACAACAUAUCAAGAUGGGACCCUUGCCGUUUCGAGCCCCCGCGCACCCCACCUCCCCUCACCGCACCCGCAUUGAUUUCGAGGCCGGCCGAGGCCGAUUUUAACUACGAGCUUUGUCGCUCCGCCAAAUUCGCGCUGGCCGAUGCGGAGAUUGUCGUGCCAGCCGCCCUGAUCUCAAAAAAGUUGGAUUUGCGAAGUGAAAAGAAAGAAAGCCACUCGAGCGACUGACUGUGUGUUUUUUAACCUGACAUAUCGCGCCGCCCCCGCCCCCUCCCCCCACCUGCCCCACGAAACAUCCAUCGGCUGCACAAACUUGGCUAGAGGAAGAAGCACAGUAAAUAAAUUAGCUACGUGUAAAAAUUAGUUGAUGGCACAACACACACUCUGACACACGAAAACACGCACGCGCAGACGGAAAUCUCAAAACUCACACGACACACAUUCACUCACUCACUCACUCGAACACAAAGAGUGAAAAAUGCAUACCUUUGUGCUGCUCAAACGGGAAGAAGUAAUUACAAGAGAAACCAAAACCUGCAGUUCCUGCUAAUAUAAUAGUAAUCAGCCCCGCGUAUAUCACUGAUGGUUGUGCUAAGUAAGCGUUACAAUUGGUUCAAAGUGGAAAAGAGAAGCAAAAGAAAGUGUGUGAGCUUCAUAUCAUUUUUCUGGUCACUCGAUCGCCCGCGUCAAACCAGCAUCUUUAGGGACUUUUUUAUACAUAAAACAUUUAAUAUAAUGUAAAAAUCUCUUGUCUGCUUCGAUGUUGCAAACAAACAAACAAACAAACAAAAAGAAAGAAACAAAGAAAUCGGAACAGCUCGGAAGUGCAAAAAUUUAAAUUAAUGAACACAGCGUCUAUCGAGAGGAAGGGCGCCGCCACUUGAUAUGGUUUUUGUACCACGCGUGUGGUCGCUUGGUUUCCGCUCCCCUCGCACGGUGGUACAAGUGCCUUUUUGCUAUCCCCGCGCCGCCCCUCCGGCCGCCACCGCGCCGCCCCCGGCCGCGGGCCGGGGGCGGUCGGCGGGCCGGACGCGCGGCGACACACGCUGUCUGUCGGUGUUUUUCUUAUGAUCGCGCCGGCCCCGUCGGCCAGCAGUCGUCGGCGGGGCCGUGAUACACUCCUGUCAAUUAUGGAGGCCGCUGGCCACCGGUCUGUCUAAAAUCACUCAAUACAUGCCUUCGUCGAGUUUGCAAAGCAUCACAUUCACACACGACACGACACACACUCACACAACACACACGAAACACGAGACACACAUGGAAGCGGGACGGCAACCCUAGGGUGGAGAGGGUUGCCGGCCUCCUGAAGGCUCUCACUCUCUGUCCCGCCAGCCCCUUUUUCCCCCCGCCAACCCCUCGAUCACUGCCAAACCGUAAGAAGAAAAAAAGCAAACUCCCCCCAUUCUGCUCCGGUCAGCGGCACAACACCCGUGUGAUAAAAAAAAUGUUUUCAAUCGCGACGUAAUCAAUCAAUCGGUUACUUGUCUUAUUUUCGAUCGGCUCGGUUUUUUUUGAGAGUGAGGUGACGGCUUUUUGCAUUUCGUGCGCAAACACAUGAACACACGAACACACACACAUACACAAAACACAUUGUCAUAUCCUGAAUGCGGCCGCCCAGGCACCGGUCCCGCGCGUCGCGGGACCCGGGCCGCCGGCGGGCCCGUUUGUGAGCAAGCGAACCUUAAAACGCAAAUCAAGGGAACAAUACGAUUGAAGCUCUAUUAAACACAGCGGUAUUGAGACUAUCAGGUUUAUUGUAAUAUUUAAUUAUUAUGAAAAGUAAUAUGAUGAUGCUGAUGAUGAUGAUGAAGAAAAAAUAAUAUAUUUACGCAUAAUAUUAAUUAUUAUUAUUAUUAUAUCUACUGUAAGGAUAGUUAUAAUGAAUAUAUCUACACUCACACACCCACACACGACAAACGUACUAAUAUUACUACAAUUAUAGACACACAUACACACACACACACACUUAGACACACGUGAAAACGAGUGUUGAGUACGGCAGUUGGGAAGUGGUCAUGAGAGAAAUAGAAAAUCACGCAAGAGCAUAUUUAUACAUCGUAGGUUUUAGUCGUUGUAAAAUUUAAAUAAUAAUAACAGUUAAGUGCGGCAGACGAGACAAAGGAUCUAGAUAAGUGUCCAAGUUGCAUAUUAAUUAAUUGAAUUGAUUAAUUAAUUGAUUGUUGACUUGCGAGAAAAGUUUAGCGUGUUAGCGAUUCGAGAAAGAGAGCAAAGCGUCGUUGUUUUUUUGGCGGGCAGGAGGAACUCCAAGGUUACGCAGAGCUAGAGGGAAGAAUAGGAAAAACGGGGUGGAAGCAAGGAAACGUAGUUGUUAAUUAAUUCACUGAUCCGUAGGCGGUAGAAUCGACCAUUAGUCGUUACAUUUGCUGCAUCAAGUAUUUAAAAAGAGAGAAAAAUGCCAGUAUUUAUUGCGAGAGCGACUAGUUGAACUUUUUAUUGUGUAUUAUUAAUUUAAAUAAAGUAUAUGUACAUGUAUUAUUUUAUACACACACACUCGUUGCUUAGUUGAUUGCGAUGAUCCACUGACGACAUCUGUAUCGCGUCGGUUCGACAAGCACGCACACAAUCUGAUAUAUAUGUAUAUAUCUCGUCGUGUUCGAUUUUGAUCAUUAUUAAAUUUUCUGUUUCGUUUGUCGAAUCUAAUUAUCGAAGCGAUAGACAGACAGACACACCGUCUCUGUCGGCAUCUGUGCGCGAGCACACUUAUGAAACAACAGAGUCACGCAGGCGGGCGUCCCCUCGCACCACAAGUCCGUGACUCGACGACCAAGUAUAAGCGAGCGAGCAAGCAACAAUUUCUGAUCUGAGCGUGUCAAAAAUCGUCGUCGGCUUUUGCAAUAACCGAUUUUUAAGUAUAUAUGCAUAUUAAAUGAGUACGUAGAUAAAUAUAUAUGAUUGAAUUCGUUGUUAGGCGAUCGAAGACUUUGAUAUAUAACAAUGGUGCUGGAGGCGGCACGUGCCGCCGCCCCCACCCCCACCCGGCCUCCGGCUUUCGCAUCAAGUUCGAGUCAUUUUAGCUUUCCUUUUUUUUCUUGAAUAAUAAAAACCGGUCCAUUUUCGUUUUGUGCUUUCGAUUCGGACGGCCGAUGAAAAACAGUAUUCGUGUGUAUAGGUAUCGUCUCUCAGGCAUCGCGCCAAAAAGAAUUUAAAGCGUAAGAAGAGUCGCGCGGCCCCCCCAGUGAUUAUUUAAAACUGCUUAGUUGUUGAAUCGCGAGUUAUUUAUUCUGCUCUGAGUAUUAUAGUACGUAACACAUUCACACACGCAGACACACACACACACCCCUUAGGAGUUAAAUUCAUUGCAGGCCGCAGUCGCGUGCCGCGUUUGUGUUUACCGCGUAAGGCUUUUUAAAUAAAGAAAAUGUGAAAACUAAGAUGUGCGUAGGAGUAGGCCAAGUCAGUUUUAUCCAUCAGACUCGUUUCAUUUUAACUCUUUUUCUGAAACACACUCACACACACACGUUCACGUUCACACUCUUCGGUCGUCGGCGCACUCACGCGCGCACGUAAACUCUCAGUAUUAUGUAAUUCAACUCAUCGAUUCAUUCUGCAUGUUGGUCCGUGCGAGUGUUCAGUACAGUAGAGCAAGGAAAAGAGGGAAAGGGGUGCGUUUUCAUGCUUUCCGUUAUCCGCGUUUGAUGCUCACGACCAUUCUCCUCUUUUCGCCUCUCCAGCUGCAAACACAUUCACUUACACGCAUUAUUAUGAUACACUACACUCACACACACACACCACACACACACACACUCACAUUAUGCUGCAGAAUAUUGUUUUACUCUUGUUAAUCUUAAAGCAAUCUUCUGUAUUCUUAGCGACUUUUUUAAUUAUUAACUUGUACGGUUAUUAUUUUUGUGUCUCUCAUUUUUUGUAAGCGAAAAAAGAACCUGUGUGGACAUAUUUCUCCCAGAUAUUUUUCAUAAUAAAAAGCAUGGCUGAAACGCAUUCGGCGGCCAGGUUGGCCCCCCUUCAAUCACACACCCAGGGUAGGGGUAGCAGGCCGCGGCCGCAGCCGCAGCGAGCGCUGGCGACACCUCCACCGGCCACCCGAAUUUUCCGUUAUCUCUUGCUUUCGUUUGGUGGGUCCGACUCGAUCCUCAUCUUUCUCAUGUUUGUUUCCUCCCCCCUUCAUUGACAAGCACUUUGAUGUAGUUCUCUUUCCAUUCUUUUUUACUACUACUAUUACUACUAUUAAUUCGCCUACACACACUAUAGUAUGGUUAUUAUCAUUAGUUACUAUUAUUGAUUGAUUAUGUCAUUGUCACUGCAAUGCUAUUAUUGUGUAUGUGUAUUUACUCGACACCUCAUUAAAAGUAGCCCUCUCCAUUGUGGGACUCUGAAAUCUGUC